AUGUCAGGCGACAAGACGACACGUCAGCCCAAGGCGACAAUUGAGCAAGAGAUCCAAUCGAUUCUCGCAUCACUCAAGGAUCCAGACGCCGGAGACGACAGAAGGGACGACGACUUCCCGGCCCACGGACUGGCCGCUGGGGUGGACCGGUUUCAGGCUGGACUGGAGUACUCGUUGGCACGGUCCAACUUCCUGGACGCGCCUACGGUGUACGGACUGCAGGCACUGACACUGUUUCUGCGGCUGACGCGGGCACGGUCGCCGGGACGGUCGGCAUGGAUUAUGCACGGAACGGUGCUGCAGGCGGCACAGUCGAUCGACUUCCACCGUGACGGGGACAACUUUGGGCUGUCGCCAUUCGAGUCGGAGAUGCACACUGCCGGUCUGCAUGUACCGUGCAACCCGGCGGUGCCGCUGCCACGGCUGACGAUCCAGAUGGUGCGCAUGGUGCAGCUGAAGAACAGCCUGGUCAGCCAGCUGCAGCUGCUGACGGCGACGAGAACCAAGGCGACCGGCCGCAGUCAGGUGCCACGCGCGACCGCGGUGUCGCUACUGGGUGCCUGCCAGAUCAUCGAGCUCAGCCCAGACAUCCAGGCGGACGAGCUGCUGCAACACAUGCGCUGGGCUAGCGAUAUCUACCCGCAGUACCACGUGCUGCUGCACCUGGUCUGUCACCUCUGCGAAGGCGAUGCGGAUCCGCGAGGCGACGCAGAAGGGGACGGCACCUCCGGCCUUUCUGCCAGACGUAGAAAUGACGCCUCUUUGGAGACAGCACAAGAGAGGAGACGACCACGAAUUGGGACAACGACUACUUGGGAGGCCGGUGCGGAAGCCGAUCUCCUUUGGCGGCGAAAUCUGGGCGACGAGCGAGGCGAUGAGGCUGACGUACGCGCCAAAGAAAAAGUCGAAGAGGACGGAAAAGGCGAUACUGGCUGGCUGGCUGUUGCCGGGGAUCCAGAGGGCGAGGAUGACGAUGCCGGUGACGGUUUAGGAGACGAUAAAGGCGUUGUACUUGCCAGUCUUGUCGGCGGCUCAGCCGGAGAGCAAACGGCCGACGAGGCUGCCGGCAUUGAGGAUGGCCAGCAGCCCAAAGACGUGCAGCAGCGUGCCGACGAGGAGGAUCUGGCGCGGGCCAUACGAGUCGAAGAGCUUGCCGACAACAGAAUCCUGGACAAGUCAGUAUUCAGAGAAUACAACAGACAGGAGCAGGCGAGUAGUCGAAAGCAGACGAGCAACAUCCAACACCUCAUACGCACCAUAGUCAUCAUGAAAAAGAUCUGCAGCGACGGAAUCCACACAAUCGUGCUGGUCGAGUAG
This is a messenger RNA of Grosmannia clavigera kw1407, 1317 nucleotides long. RefSeq lists its product as uncharacterized. The coding region runs from base 1 to 1317 and encodes 438 amino acids. The record is from RefSeq and is a predicted model, not a curated record. The transcript is spliced from 6 exons. Lineage: Eukaryota; Fungi; Ascomycota; Sordariomycetes; Ophiostomatales; Ophiostomataceae.